Messenger RNA from Manihot esculenta (cassava), 1757 nucleotides. Its product is annotated as WD-40 repeat-containing protein MSI4. Gene Ontology annotation, cellular component: nucleus. Gene Ontology annotation, molecular function: histone binding. The record is from RefSeq and is a predicted model, not a curated record. Lineage: Eukaryota; Viridiplantae; Streptophyta; Magnoliopsida; Malpighiales; Euphorbiaceae. The transcript has 15 exons. Gene Ontology annotation, biological process: regulation of gene expression. Bases 136 to 1533 code for a protein of 465 amino acids.
CUCGGUUCGCAGUUUACAGAGGACCUGACAGUGCUAGAGUAGGCGGGAAAGAGAAAGGGGAAAAAAAGGAGAGGGAAACGAAACACAAAAGAGAUACAGAACGUUGAGGCAAGAGAGAUUGAAGAGAGAAAGAAAAUGAAGGAUAAAGGGAAGAGAUCGGUUGACGAGAGGUAUGCACAAUGGAAGUCACUGGUUCCUGUCCUCUACGAUUGGCUCGCUAAUCAUAACCUCGUUUGGCCUUCUCUCUCUUGCCGAUGGGGUCCACAGCUGGAGCAGGCAACCUACAAGAAUCGUCAGCGCCUAUACCUUUCUGAACAGACUGAUGGCAGUGUUCCAAAUACUCUUGUAAUUGCAAACUGUGAGGUUGUUAAACCUAGGGUUGCUGCUGCAGAGCAUAUAGCGCAGUUCAAUGAAGAAGCACGCUCUCCUUUUGUAAGGAAGUAUAAAACUAUUAUACAUCCUGGCGAGGUGAACAGAAUCAGGGAAUUGCCUCAGAACAGUAAGAUAGUGGCUACACACACUGAUAGUCCUGAUGUCCUCAUUUGGGAUGUUGAGAGCCAACCUAACCGUCAUGCUGUCAUGGGAGCCACUGAGUCUCAUCCAGAUCUGAUAUUGACUGGGCAUAAAGAUGAUGCUGAAUUUGCUCUUGCUAUGUGCCCUACUGAGUCCUUUGUACUAUCUGGAGGUAAAGACAAGUUAGUGGUGCUAUGGAGUAUUCAUGAUCAUAUCUCAACACUGGCUACUGACCCAGUGCCUUCAAAGUCUCCUGGGUCUGGUGGCUCCAAUGCAAAACAUGCAUCUAAGGUUGGUGCAAGUAAUGAUAAACCUGCGGAGAAGCCUUCUAUUGGGCCACGAGGUACCUAUCAAGGGCAUGAUGAUACUGUUGAAGAUGUUCAAUUCUGCCCAUCAAGUGCGCAGGAGUUCUGUAGUGUAGGAGAUGAUUCUUGUCUUAUACUGUGGGAUGCAAGAACUGGCUCUAGUCCAGUUGUCAAGGUUGAGAAAGCACACAAUGCUGAUCUUCACUGUGUUGAUUGGAAUCCUCAUGAUGUAAACCUCUUUCUCACUGGAUCAGCUGAUAAUACUAUUCACAUGUUUGAUCGCCGAAAGCUCACUUCUGGUGGGUUUGGAUCACCUAUUCAUAAAUUUGCAGGUCACAGUGCUGCUGUCCUGUGUGUACAGUGGUCUCCAGACAAGUCUUCUGUGUUUGGAAGCUCUGCAGAGGAUGGCAUUCUAAAUAUCUGGGAUUAUGAGAAGGUUGGUAAAAAGCAAGAUUCUACUGGAUUGAAAUUGCCAAAUGCUCCUCCAGGAUUAUUUUUCCGACAUGCUGGGCAUAGGGACAAGGUUGUUGACUUCCAUUGGAAUGCUUCAGAUCCGUGGACAAUUGUCAGUGUUUCUGAUGAUUGUGAAAGUACUUCAGGAGGUGGUACUCUACAGAUAUGGCGGAUGAUCGACUUGAUUUACAGGCCGGAGGAGGAGGUCCUUGCAGAACUGGAUAAGUUUAAAUCUCACAUUCUCACAUGUGAUAAAAGCUAGAACUCAUUAGUUUUGCUGAUAACUGGGAUGCUGAACAGUGGGACUCUGUUAGUAGAGUGGUCUCUUUUGGUAAUUCGAGUUGCUCUGAUAUCUACUUCAGAAUUAGAGAGAUGCUUUAACGUUUAAGGUGGCCAAUCAUUGGUGACCAUGACCAUCUUAAAUGCUGCAUGUUCUUUUCCUCUCCUCGGUUUAUUAUCAAGUGCUCGUUUAUGUUAAAAAUGCAA